Messenger RNA from Procambarus clarkii (red swamp crayfish), 2968 nucleotides. Its product is annotated as protein trapped in endoderm-1. Gene Ontology annotation, biological process: G protein-coupled receptor signaling pathway. Lineage: Eukaryota; Metazoa; Arthropoda; Malacostraca; Decapoda; Cambaridae. Gene Ontology annotation, cellular component: membrane. The record is from RefSeq and is a predicted model, not a curated record. Gene Ontology annotation, molecular function: G protein-coupled receptor activity.
GUCAAGUAACACCAGCAGGGAGCCUGUCCAAGUAACACCAGCAGGGAGCCUGUCCAAGUAACACCAGCAGGGAGCCUGGCCAAGUAACACCAGCAGGGAGCCUGGCCAAGUAACACCAGCAGGGAGCCUGGCCACGUAACAGGCAGCCCCACCAAGGAACACCACCAAGUAGCCCCACCACGUAACACGUGACAGGCAGCCCCACCAAGUAACAGGUGACAGCAAGUAGCCCCACCACGGAACACGUGACAGCAAGUAGCCCCACCACGGAACACGUGACAGCAAGUAGCCCCACCAAGUAACAGGAGGGCCCCAAGUAACAGCACCAGGUAACACCAGCAAGGAGCCUGGCCACGUAACAGGCAGCCCCACCAAGUAACAGGUGACAGCAAGUAGCCCCACCAAGGAACAGGUGACAGCAAGUAGCCCCACCAAGGAACACGUAACAGCAAGUAGCCCCACCAAGGAACACGUGACAGCAAGCAGCCCCACCAAGGAACACGUGACAGCAAGUAGCCCCACCAAGGAACAGGUGACAGCAAGUAGCCCCACCAAGGAACAGGUGACAGCAAGUAGCACCACCAAGGAACACGUGACAGGCAGCCCCACCAAGGAACACGUGACAGCAAGUAGCUCCACCAAGGAACACGUGACAGCAAGUAGCACCACCAAGGAACACGUGACAGGCAGCCCCACCAAGGAACACGUGACAGCAAGUAGCUCCACCAAGGAACACGUGACAGCAAGUAGCCCCACCAAGGAACACGUGACAGGCAGCCCCACCAAGGAACACGUGACAGCAAGUAGCCCCACCACGUAACACGUGACAGCAAGUAGCCCCACCAAGGAACACGUAACAGGCAACAUGGAGGCAACAAUGGACUCGCUGGUGUUCGAGACGGACGCCACCGUGCACAGCGAGGCCCCCGGGGGACAGGAAGCCAGCAACUCGUCCAUGGGGGACGCCGCCCCCGUCAUCCACUACCCGCGGGCCGCCACCAUCUUCGCCGCCGCCGCCAGCAUCCUCUUCAUCCUCGUCGGCAUCCUCGGUAACCUGGUGACCAUCAUAGCACUGAGCAGAAGUGUUAAGCUGCGGGUCCACGCCACCACCGCCUUCGUCAUCAGCCUGUGUGCCUCCGACCUGCUCUUCUGCUCCAUCAACCUGCCCCUCACAGCCUCCAGGUACAUCCACGAGUCAUGGGUGCUGGGGGACACCCUCUGCAGCAUCUUCCCCUUCUUCUUCUACGGCAACGUUGCUGCCUCGCUUCUCAACAUGGUGGCCAUUACCCUCAACAGGUACAUACUGAUCGCUCACCACGGCCUCUACGAUCGUGUCUACCGUCACCACUACAUCUACCUCAUGAUCGCUGUAGUGUGGCUCUUCUCGUUUGGAAUGAUGAUGCCUCCCCUGUUGGGGGUGUGGGGCCGCCUGGGCCUCGAUCCCCCCUCCUUCUCCUGCACUAUCCUCAAGAAGGAUGGCUCCUCACCUAAGAAGUUCCUCUUCCUCUUUGGCUUCCUCCUGCCCAUGAUAGCCAUCGUCGUCUGCUACUCCGCCAUAUACUACAAGGUACGGGAGUCCCGACGCAACCUGGUGGCCCACACCAACAAGGGCGGCUCCCCCUCCACCUUCAACGUGCACAUCGCCCGCAAGGAGGACCUCCGCCUCACCAAGAUGAUGCUCACUAUCUUCCUCUGCUUCCUGGUCUCCUUCCUCCCUCUCAUGAUUGUCAAUGUUGCCGACGAUGACGUGCUCGUGCCAUCCCUGCAUGUGUUGGCAUCCGUGCUAGCCUGGGCCUCGGCUGUAGUCAAUCCCUUCGUCUAUGCUGUCACGAACCGGCAGUAUCGCUCGGCCUAUCGCAAGUUAUUUUGUUGCCUUCGGAGUAAGCCAGGCAGAGCUUCCAACUCGCACUCGAAGAGCAACUCCUCACGGACCUUUGUCACCGAGUUCCAAUACCACGCCUCCACUGGUCAGGUCACCAGUCCGGUUCUUGCUAACUCCACACCAGACGCUUGAGCUAAGGUCGCAAUCCUUAAGCUCAAACUCCUCCUCCUUCAUCCAUCCUAACCCUGGGUUACCUAUCCUCACCUACCCUACCACCCAUGCUUGUCCUGAGUCAAUUCUCCUCAAAUCUUUCACCACUCAAGCUACCCACGAGUCACCUCUCCUCACCUCAACUCUCCCUGAGUCAGUGUCUCCCACCAUACCAGCCACCCCACAGUCACAAGGUGCAUCCUCAUCCAGUAUAUUCUUUAUGCCAGAUAACACGUCACUUCCCUCUUCCACAGUCACCAAACGAAAACAGAAAGCUAGAUCACCUUCUCCCUCCUCCACCUCCUCAACAGAUUCCUCCUCCUCCUCCACGAUAUUCCCCCAAAUCCUUCCCCCCGAGCACAGGCUGUCAGCCUCACUCUACAUAACAUUUGCAAAGAUUGAAAUCACACCAAGAAAUUCAUCUUUUCUAGACCCGCACCCUUCAGGAGAGUCCAGGUCCCCAACCCCACCCUCUCCGUCCUGACUAAACACCCCUUAGGUAAGUCCAGGUCCCCAACCCACACCCCUCAGGUGUGUUCACGUUCCUUCCCUACCCAUAGCACGCCUUCCACUUUGACCAGCCCUCCAUCCCCAGCCCCUCCUAAUGAAGUGAUUAUAAUUUACCAUUGGCUUGCUGCAGUAACAUGUUAAACCUCUCCUAUACUGGAGACUAACAGAUAAUUCCAGGUUGUUAUAGAACCUGUACAAAUAAAUAUGCUGUACGAUAAACAAUAUAGGUCGUUGGUGAAGGUUUAGGAGAGCUGAUACACAUAGGGACCCCAGAGCUGUCCAAGUGCUGGUGUGUGAGGACCCCAGACUGGUGGUGGUGUGAGGACCCCCUGAGUGGUAGGUGUGUGAGGACCCCAGACUGGUGGUGGUGUGAGGACCCCCUGAGUGGUAGGUGUGUGAGGACCCAGACUGGUGGUGGUGUGAGGA